AUGGAGAACGACAAGGGAGAGAUCGUCGAUCUCUACGUGCCCCGCAAGUGCAGCGCCACCAACCGCAUCAUCAAGGCCAACGACCACGCCUCUGUCCAGCUCUCCGUCGGCAAGGUUGACGAGAACGGCCGCUACACCGGCGAGAACCAGACCUACGCUCUUUGCGGUUUCAUCCGUGCCCGUGGCGAGAGCGAUGACUCCUUCAACCGCCUCGCCCAGCGUGACGGCUACCUCAAGAACGUCUGGACUGCCGCCAGCCAGCGCUAA
Penicillium robsamsonii is the source of this 267-nucleotide messenger RNA. RefSeq names its product 40S ribosomal protein eS21 (gene rps21). Gene Ontology annotation, biological process: translation; endonucleolytic cleavage in ITS1 to separate SSU-rRNA from 5.8S rRNA and LSU-rRNA from tricistronic rRNA transcript (SSU-rRNA, 5.8S rRNA, LSU-rRNA); endonucleolytic cleavage to generate mature 3'-end of SSU-rRNA from (SSU-rRNA, 5.8S rRNA, LSU-rRNA). Bases 1 to 267 code for a protein of 88 amino acids. NCBI's taxonomy places the organism in Eukaryota, Fungi, Ascomycota, Eurotiomycetes, Eurotiales, Aspergillaceae. The record is from RefSeq and is a predicted model, not a curated record. Gene Ontology annotation, molecular function: structural constituent of ribosome. The transcript is spliced from 2 exons. Gene Ontology annotation, cellular component: cytosolic small ribosomal subunit; ribosome.